AUGGCUUCAGUUGACGAAAAAGUGGGAUGGAUGUCUUUGCCCAAGAAAGACCAAUUGGCCAUCCUGUUCCUGCUUCGCUUCGCCGAGCCCGCUGUCAGAUAUUCCAGUUCUCUGGCCAGUGAGAACGAGAACUUACGCGCUUGGCAGACUUACUUGUACUACCAACUCGAGUCCUUGGACCCAACACUAUCAUCCGGGCAGAUCGUGAGGCAGUCGGCAGCGAUCCAGGCUGCUUACAUCAUAGGCCAAUGCCUGUCAUCUCUCCUUCUGAGCAAACUCGCCGACUCCCCGAGGGGGGGUCGCAAGCUGGUUCUUCUACUCGGUACGGGGGCUUCACGUAAGUGUCCACCAUCUGGCCUGGAAGCCGACUUUGAUUCCGACCUCUGUGGCUCCUUUGGUUUCAUUCGCCACUUCUACCAAGGCGUCCUCCUGUGGGGUCUCGAAGGCGUGUUCAACGGCAAUGUCGCAACGUGUCGGACGGUCGUCACCGAGGUGGUUCAGGAGAAAAAACCGUCAAUACUCAUCCCCGACUCCUCACACAGGUAUUUGUCCAGAGCAUUUGUAGGCUUCGCCAUGGCAACCAAUCUGGCCAUUCUCCUGAGCCCGAUGAUGGGAGGCCAGUUGGCCAAUCUCGCCGGUAGGUAUCCCGCGAGAUUCGGCAACAGUGCGUUCCUGAAGACCUAUCCGUAUGCUCCCCCGGCACUCGCCAAUACCGUCAUCCUCCUCGUCGCAUUCCUGGUCAUGUUCUUUUUUCUCGAAGAGACAUCUCCGCAUGUACGGAACCAUCAUGACCCCACCGCAGCCAUCGCCAAGAAGAUCAAGUCUUGGUUUUCUCCCAGACGACAGUCCACUUCAUACACACGUUUGGAUGUCGACGAGCUCUCCACGGGCGUGGAAGACGUGCCUCUCAUGGAAACUGACAGCGACGACUCGAAUGCCUUGCGGUCGCCAAGCAGAAGCAGCGCGGGCGAGGACGAUAUAGGUGGCCGGGAGACUUUGUCCACAGAGCCGAAGCGCAAGAUGCCACCAGUGCUUCCUCUCCGACGCAUGUGGACCAGAAACCUGGUUCUGAUGCUCAUCGUCUCGUCGAUCCACGACAGUCACCUGGCUGCCUACACAUCCCUAUGGGUCAACUUCCUGAGCGACCCCGUUGUCCGGCAUGCCAAGGGCGACGCCCUGCCCUUCCGGUUCUCGGGCGGGGUGGGCAUGGCCCCGUCCGACAUUGGCUGGACUCUCUCCGUCAUUGGCGUGUUGGGUUUGCCCUUGCAGUUCUGGGUAUAUCCGCGAGUAAGCCAGAAGCUGGGCGCCUUGGGAACAUGGCGAAUCUUCAUGCGAGGCUUCCCCGUCAUCUACACCAUUGCGCCGUACAUUGCCGUCGUCGGCAGACUGACGCCGUCGGUGUCGGAAGGCCAAGGCACUCACAGCAUUGCUGUCUGGGCGCUUGCAAUCUGCGUGCAGCUGGCCAUGAUUGGUUGCGCCGUCUUCGUCACUCCAUCGCAGCUGAUGCUCAUUAGACUUGCAUCGCCUCAUCCGUCCGCCCUUGCGCGCACGCACAGCAUUGCUUUUGUCUCGAGCGGCGCAGCUCGCGCUUUCGGCUCGGCGCUCUCGGGAGUCAUCUAUAGCUACGGAACGUCACACGCGUUCACGGGUUUGGCGUUUUGGAUUCUGGCGGCCGUUUCGGUAUCUGUUUGUUGCCUGACCCUGGCCUGUAGAGAGGGCGACGGGCACGAGAUCUGGCUGCCCGGGGAUGAGGAAUGA
Molecule: messenger RNA, 1758 nt
Organism: Colletotrichum higginsianum IMI 349063
Lineage: Eukaryota; Fungi; Ascomycota; Sordariomycetes; Glomerellales; Glomerellaceae
Product: Major facilitator superfamily transporter
Exons: 6
Coding region: 1-1758 (585 amino acids)
Source: RefSeq, a predicted model, not a curated record